Molecule: messenger RNA, 2556 nt
Organism: Limulus polyphemus (Atlantic horseshoe crab)
Lineage: Eukaryota; Metazoa; Arthropoda; Merostomata; Xiphosura; Limulidae
Product: protein RRNAD1-like
Exons: 12
Coding region: 330-1925 (531 amino acids)
Source: RefSeq, a predicted model, not a curated record
UGGUUUUCAUGAUUCUAAGCGGUGAACGUGCACGAUUGUUAAAAGCUACAGUAAUAUGAAUAUUAUUGUUAUAUUCUACAAAAUGCCUUAAAGACACAUAGUUAGACUUUAGUUUGGCUAACAGUGUUUUAAAAUUUUAGUGACAACUUACUAGUACGUAAGUAUUAAGUUAGAUUCGGACUUAUCUAGAGUGGUUAGUCUGUCACACUAAUUAUAACCUGCUUCCAAUUGCACGUAACAGAACGCUUCAUGGUAAACCAACGCCUAUAGAUUGUUAUUAUACCAUAAAUGAUUCAAACGAAGCCAGGAUUUUUUUCUUAAGUUUUAAAAUGGUGCAUUGCAAUGACGAAAAUAUUAAAUGGAUAAAACAGUACUCAUUGUUAUUGAUCAAGUUCCUUAAUGAAUAUUCCUGGCUCACAGAAGCCUUUGUUUUGGACUUUUUUACUGAGAAUCACUGGAGCAAGCUGCCACUAUGCUGGUCUUCUGUUCUAUCUAGUAUUGAUCCUCAAGAGCUUGGUGAUUGGCUAAGUGAAGGAAAUAUUUUCUAUAAGCAAGUUUGGCCUUUGAGUUUACAAGCUUUCCGUGCAACAGUAUGUGCAUUAGCACUUACAAGAAAGCCCAUAAGCUCACCAGAAGCUGUUCACUUAUUUUUGAAUAAGAUCAUACCUGGUUAUCCACAUCAAAAAGGUAUGACUGAAGCUUCUAAAAUAAAAUGGUUGAAAACUGUGGAUGAAUUAUCUGCUGCUGGUGGCCAACAUGUAAACCUGGAACAUAUUUUCAGAAGACGAGUAAAACCGAAGAAACAGCAUGAAAUUUUGAGAUUGACUCAGGUUAUUGACUCGGUGCUUAAACAAAUUCAUUGUGACCGGGUUAUUGAUGUGGGUUCUGGUCAAGGCCAUCUUGCUCGUUUAUUGGCUCUUGGCUAUGGUCUUCAAGUGGCAACUGUAGAAGCAGAAGAACAGCAUGUCUCAGGAGCUCAGAAGUUAGAUGAUCAAGCCUUAAGUCAUUUGAAGAAGAAGGAACAAAGACCAGCAUAUUCAGUUGAAGAGGAUAUUAGCAAUGAACUUAUUGACAAUUAUAAAAAAUUUGCAAUUUGCAGUCAUCAACCUCCAAAACACCUUCGUUACUGUGUUUCAGCCUCUUCAACUCAAGAAGAUCUGUUACAGGUCCUCAGUGAUUCUUGGCCAUCAGUAAAAGAUAACCUCUACAGUGAUGUGGCUCAUUUUGGUCUCAUCGGACUACACACUUGUGGAAAUCUUGCUUCAACAAUGCUACGACUUUUUACAGAAACUUCAGAAGCAAAAACUUUGUUAUCAGUAGGAUGUUGUUACAUGAAGUUAGAUAUUACCAGUGCUGGUUUAGCAUGUGGUUAUCCUUUAAGCUCAUGUAUCAGAAAUCAACUUGGACACAAAUUAUGUUACGAGGCACUAGAAGUAGCCUGCCAUGCCAUUGAGAAAUACAGCAAGAAACUUAAAGAAAAUGCUAGUUCCUUAAAAAUUCAUUGCUAUAGAGCCACCCUUGAAGCAUUGAUAAACAAACAUCAUCCAGAGAAACGUCAUUAUGGACUUCGAAGUGUCAAUCAUGCAGAUAGAAUUACAUUUACAGAAUAUGUACAGAAAGCUCUUAACAGAAUUAACUUGUACAUUCCUGAUAAAGAUGUCAACUCGUCUUGGGUCGCAUCAUGUUUGGAGCAAUGGGAACAUGUAGUUGUGUUUUACUCCUUGCGUUUGCUUUUGGCUCCUGUGAUCGAAAGUUUAGUUCUGAUUGAUCGAAUGUUGUAUCUCUAUGAGAAAGGUAUACCAAGCCUUUUGGUACCAUUAUUUGAUCCUGAGCUGUCUCCUAGAAAUCAAGUGUUAUUGGCUGUAAAGGUUCCCGACCCUCCUGAAAAUCAAGCAUCAGCUAGUCUGCCUAAGCAUCAAAUCUAAAAUCACAUUUGUCACAAGUAUAAUUCAACUGUAAAACACAUUUAAAUCAAAUUUAUUUAUAAUAAAGUUUUUAACAGUGUUAAAGUAUAAUGGUGGUUGUACUGUUGAAAUAAUGUUCUGGCAUUGUAGAUUUGGUGAAUAUUUAAAACAAUAUCUAAAUUAUCUGUGAAUAAGAUUAAUAUUAAUGUGUUACAGAUUGGUACAGUGGAGUUGAAGUAAUGAAAGCUGAAUCAACAUUAUCAGUCAUCAUUCUAUAUCAGUUUUCACUUAUACAUUAAUGUUACAUUCAAUAAUAUUUUAACAUUUUUUUAGAAACACAAACAGGUGAUAUUUUUGACCAUAAUGAAAUAUUGAUAAAAUUACGAAUCAGUUAGUUUCAGCAACAGCUGUUGCCAUUAUUAGGAUUGUCAUUACACUGAAAGCUCAGCCUAUUUAUAUGCUAAAGGAAGGAAGGAACAUAAAGACUAAUAUUUAAAUAUUAUAAAGGUGGAGAAGAAUUUUCCAGAAUGUUACAUUUCUUGAGCCACCAUGAAUAUUGUUACGACAGCAGAAGUCACGUGAUGCUGCUGGCGCAUUGGCACUGGUGGCGUGUGCGAAGAGUUUCUUGAAUGAUCGUGAAUUUCCUAGUUUG